Malania oleifera is the source of this 1090-nucleotide messenger RNA. Its product is annotated as peptidyl-prolyl cis-trans isomerase CYP22. Bases 131 to 703 code for a protein of 190 amino acids. The transcript has 7 exons. The record is from RefSeq and is a predicted model, not a curated record. Lineage: Eukaryota; Viridiplantae; Streptophyta; Magnoliopsida; Santalales; Ximeniaceae. Gene Ontology annotation, molecular function: peptidyl-prolyl cis-trans isomerase activity. Gene Ontology annotation, cellular component: intracellular membrane-bounded organelle. Gene Ontology annotation, biological process: protein peptidyl-prolyl isomerization; protein folding.
CUUUCCCGCUGGACGAGACCCCGUCCAACCGCAGCUCACUCCGCCAACCCCUAUAUAAAGGGAACCCCGAGAACCAAGCCGAUAAACCGUGGUCGGAGCUCCGGGAGUGAUAGUGUGGUACCAUUUUUCGAUGGCGUCCGCUGCAGGAAACCCCACAGCAGUGGAGUGGCACCUUAGGCCUCCAAACCCUAAGAACCCAAUCGUCUUCUUCGACCUUACCAUCGGCACUAUUCCCGCCGGCCGAAUCAAGAUGGAGCUCUUCGCCGACAUCGCCCCCAGAACUGCCGAAAACUUCAGGCAGUUUUGCACCGGUGAGUACAGAAAAGCAGGAUUACCUGUUGGUUACAAGGGAUGCCAGUUUCAUAGGGUGAUUAAAGAUUUCAUGAUUCAAGCUGGUGAUUUUCUGAAGGGUGAUGGCAGUGGGUGUGUUUCCAUUUAUGGAAGCAAAUUUGAAGAUGAAAAUUUUGUUGCCAAACACACUGGCCCUGGUUUACUGUCGAUGGCAAAUAGUGGACCAGGCACCAAUGGUUGUCAGUUCUUUAUAACGUGCGCAAAGUGUGACUGGCUUGACAAUAAGCAUGUGGUAUUUGGGAAAGUGCUUGGAGAUGGUCUUUUGGUGAUGAGGAAGAUUGAGAAUGUGGCAACUGGACCCAACAAUCGGCCUAAGCUGGCCUGCGUUAUUGCCGAAUGCGGGGAAAUGUGAGACUCGAAUACAUGAAAGAUAGCUAGGGCUUUUCAAAGAAGUUGAGAUUGUCCCAUGGUGUCGCGAGAUGGUUAAAAAUUUGUGACGGGAAACCCAGAAAGAUUGGAACAACUUGCAGUCAGAACUGGUUAUACAAAUGACUAUUCUGUAGUGUACUGGAUAUCGUCCCUUAAGUAUCUUAAAUAUUGUCUAGAAACAGACAUUGUAAUGAGUAGCUGGUUUCUUGUCUAGUGAAAGUCAAUCGUAGGAUGAUACAGGGUUCAUCUUUGAACUUUUGAGCUCGAGGCUUUUAUUGUAGAUGAGAGGAGGGGGCUUGCUGAUUUAAACAUAAUGGAAAAUUUCCAUGAAAGGGUUGAGCUAACAAGAGAUGCCUCUUCAAGAGAUGAA